This is a messenger RNA of Medioppia subpectinata, 653 nucleotides long. The record is from the annotation of a GenBank genome assembly. Lineage: Eukaryota; Metazoa; Arthropoda; Arachnida; Sarcoptiformes; Oppiidae.
ACGGAGUCUGUGUUUAGAUGUCCGACACUUUGAAUGAGUGAUCAUAUAAUCAAUUGAUUUGGUCUUCAAAUUGAUUGUCACCUCAUUUUGAAAGCCAUUUGCCAUCAGUUGUGUUGUCAAUGAUGUCAUGUCAAGCGCUUCCCGACGGCUGGACUCGCGAAGAGAUCUGCCGACGGAAUGGUCUGUCGGCCGGAAAGAUAGACAUCUUUUACUACAGUCCAUCGGGUCGUAAGUUCCGGACAAAGCCACAGAUGUCCCGCUAUUUGGGCGAUUCGGUCGACUUGACUACUUUCGACUACAGGACGGGGAAAAUCAAUUCAUCGCUUAUGAGGAAAAACAAGCGCUCGAAAGGAGCCAUGGCUUACGACUACACGAAGAACAUGAGGAAUGACUCGUCACUUAUGCCACCCAUUCGUCAGACGGCGUCGAUCUUCAAACAGCCGGUGACUGUCAUUAAGUCCCAACCGGACAGUCGUGUGAAGCAAGAGCUCAAACACGGCUCGCAAACCGAACGACCGAAACAACUGUUUUGGGAGAAACGACUCGAACGGAUGGACGCCUCGAAUGUGGAACUCGAAGAGCUCGAGAACUUUGAUCUUCCCGUGAAUAUGAAACCCGUCGGACCGCAUAUGAGUAAAGACACUCUCCUCAGG